CAAAUUCUAGAAGUGCUAGCUCCGUUCCGUCGCCGACCUUCUACACAUCGAAUUUUCUAGAACACGAGGUUCAGCGUGUUUAAGCAGCGAACAGGCGUUCUAGACUGUAUUUGCUUUUGUGCUGCGUCAGUUCCCGACGUUAACGAGGAGUUUUUGUGAAUCGUCCCUGACGUUCCAGAAAUAUUGAUUAUUUCUGAGAACCCCGAAAAUGGUGAAAGAAACGAAAUUUUACGACAUCCUGGGUGUCAAACCUGGCUGCACACAGGACGAUUUGAAAAAGGCCUACAGGAAGUUAGCUCUGAAAUACCACCCCGACAAAAACCCAAAUGAAGGAGAGAAGUUCAAGCAGAUAUCUCAAGCAUACGAGACCUUAUCAGAUCCAGAAAAGAAACGCAUUUAUGACCAAGGUGGCGAACAGGCCCUCAAAGAAGGCGGUGUUGGGGGCGGCUUCUCCAGCCCCAUGGAUCUCUUUGAGAUGUUCUUCAGUGGAUCUGGAUUUGGAGGUGGACGAGGACGACGUCGCGAACGCAAAGGCAAAGAUGUUAUUCAUCAACUUAAUGUUUCGCUUGAGGAAUUGUAUAAGGGUACUGUCCGAAAAUUAGCUCUCCAGAAGAACGUCAUCUGUGAUAAAUGCGAGGGCCGAGGCGGCAAGAAAGGGGCUGUCGAAACAUGUCCCACGUGUAGAGGAUCAGGGAUGCAGGUGCAGAUUCAGCAGCUUGGACCUGGUAUGAUUCAGCAGAUCCAAAGUAUGUGUUCUGAAUGUCGUGGCCAAGGCCAACGUAUCAACCCCAAGGACCGCUGCAAGCAGUGUCAAGGUAAAAAAGUGAGUCGAGAGCGGAAGAUCCUUGAAGUUCACGUAGACAAGGGUAUGAUUGAUGGACAAAAAAUCAUCUUUAACGGAGAAGGAGACCAAGAACCAGAAUUGGAACCUGGUGAUAUCAUCAUCGUUCUAGAAGAGAAGGAACACCCAGUGUUCAGACGAUCCGGAUUAGAUCUCAUCAUUCGCGUUGAAUUACAACUAGUUGAAUCACUCUGUGGAUUCCAGAAAAUUAUCAGGACUCUUGAUGAUCGUGAUUUGGUCAUCACGUCUCUUCCUGGUGAAGUUACAAAACACGGUGAUGUUAAGUGUAUUAUGAAUGAAGGCAUGCCACAGUAUAAGAAUCCAUUCGAAAAGGGACGGCUUAUUGUCCAAUUUUUGGUACAGUUUCCUGAUAAACUAGCUCCAGAAGUGAUACCAGCUUUGGAGAACGCCCUACCACCUAGGCCAGAAAUUAUGAUUCCAGAUCAAGCAGAAGAAUGUGUUCUGUUACCUUUUGAUAUUGAUAAACAAGAUCAGCGUAGGAGACAAAAUCGCAAUGCUUAUGACGAAGAUGAUGAGAUGCAUGGGCCAGGACAACGUGUCCAGUGUGCCGCUAAUUAAUUUUUCAUGUAUGAGUAUUAUGAAUGAACUAUGCUAACAGUGCGAUAGACGUCAUUUGCUAGAGUAGACGUAAUUGUUUAAUUAGGCAAUUUUAUUGUGUAAUUAUUGUAAUUUAAAUAUAAUAUAGGGGCAGUAAUUGUUUCCUCUUUUGCUGGAUGUAAGUGGCUGUUUUUCUUUUUCCAUUGGUGUAAAAUAUCUUAUUCGUUUUUUCCGUCAAUAUUACUUUUGAUUCUAUUUAUUUUUUUAAAUGAUUUGUUAAAUCAGUCUUCAAAUAAACGUUUGAUUAUGUUA
Messenger RNA from Zophobas morio, 1711 nucleotides. RefSeq names its product dnaJ homolog subfamily A member 1 (gene Droj2). The record is from RefSeq and is a predicted model, not a curated record. Gene Ontology annotation, molecular function: ATP binding; Hsp70 protein binding. Gene Ontology annotation, cellular component: cytoplasm; cytosol. Lineage: Eukaryota; Metazoa; Arthropoda; Insecta; Coleoptera; Tenebrionidae. Bases 209 to 1420 code for a protein of 403 amino acids. Gene Ontology annotation, biological process: protein refolding; response to heat. The transcript has 3 exons.